AUGUCGGAUUCAACCCCCAUCAACGUCGGUGUCAUUGGCUUUGGCCUGAGCGCAAAAGUGUUCCAUGCGCCAUUGAUCUCGACAACAAAGGGACUUAAUAUGGCCGCGUUUGUGAGCCGGUCGGGUCCCAACCUGGAGAUGUCGUCAAAAUACCCCAAGGCCGCCGUCUACCAGUCCCACAAUGACCUCUUCAAGGACCCCUCGAUCGACCUUAUCGUCAUCACUACCCCCAACAUCAUCCACUACGACCUCGCCCGCGAAGCCCUCGAGGCUGGCAAACAUGUCGUCGUCGAGAAGCCCUUCACCGUCACCUUUGAACAGGGCAUUGAACUCGCCAAGCUCGCCAAACAAAAGUCGCUCGUCCUCUCUGUCUACCACAACAGACGCUGGGAUGCUGAUUUCCGUACCGUUCAGAAGCUUGUCCAGUCCCAGAAGUCUACCCUCGGCAGGAUCGUCAGCUUUGAAUCGCGUUUCGACCGGUUCCGUAACUUUAGCAAGGGCAGCUGGAGAGAGACUGGUAGUAUCGAGGAGGGUAGUGGAGUGUUAUAUGAUCUUUGCUCGCAUUUGUUGGACCAGGCUUUGGUUCUCUUUGGUGAGCCGGAGUUUGUCACUGCACAUGUCUCGAACCAGCGUAAGCUCGAGUUGUCGCCUGUCGAUGACCAGUUCCUGGUCCACCUCGACUACAAGGACGGUCUCCGCUGCACGCUGGGCGCAAGCAUGUUGGCCAAGAUUCCCACGCCUCGAUUCCGUGUCACGGGCAUGAACGGAUCGUAUGUCAAGCACGGUCUGGAUGUUCAGGAGGACCAGUUGAAGGCUGGAUUGACCCCCCUGGACGCUGCGUAUGGAAUUGAGAACGAAGAUAGAUGGGGUGAGAUUGACACGCUGAUGGAUAUUGAGGGCGUCAAGUUACAUGUGAAGGGCAAGGUUGACAGUGAGCAGGGCACGUAUGGAGAUUACUAUGUCAAUGUGCUUGAUGCGAUUCGUGGAAACUCGCCCCUUGCAGUCACUGCUGAGCAGGCAGCGUGGGUGAUCCGCGGUAUCCAGCUUGCGAUCAAGAGCUCCUCCACCGGCCAGCGCGUCCCCUGGAACUAA
Linnemannia hyalina is the source of this 1092-nucleotide messenger RNA. Lineage: Eukaryota; Fungi; Mortierellomycota; Mortierellomycetes; Mortierellales; Mortierellaceae. The record is from the annotation of a GenBank genome assembly.